GCAAUCCCUGGUGGAUGUUUGAUGGAACUUACCAUACAACUUGCAAUCAUCAUGAUCGGCAACCAAGCUGUCAAUACAAUUGUGGAAAUGGUCGUUCCACUGCUUUUAAAAAAUGUAUAAAACUUUCAUUAUAACGACCGGCAUUGAAAAGCGGAAAAAGAAGAAAUAGCUUUAAUAAGUUGUAACAAUGGACGGAGGACUAUAAGCUGUCAGAUUUAGAAAGCGGAAGUUUUGUUUGCUGAAUAUUUAGAAAUGGUGCUGCAAUAUGGUUUCAUCACCAUCUUCGUAACCGCAUUUCCACUGGCUCCACUCCUUGCCCUCAUAAACAACGUGCUAGAAAUGCGAUUGGACGCAAAGAAGUUCAUAAAAUAUUACAGAAGGCCAAUACCGCAACGAGUCAAGAACAUAGGAGUGUGGUAUUCAAUAUUAGCAAUUGUCGGCAGAAUAUCUGUUGCUUCGAAUGCUUUUAUAAUUGCAUUUUCGUCACAUUUUAUUCCACGGUUAGUGUACGAAAUGAGAGUGUCCACCGAGCACAACGAAGAGGGAUAUUUAGAACAUAGUUUAGCAUAUUUUAACACGGCUGAUUUUCCUCCUGAAAGUGCUCCAAUAAAUCCAUCUAUAAAUGUUACUGUUUGCAGGUAUGCGGAAUACAGAAAUCCUUUUAACAUAACAGAAAUGGAUCAGAAAUACAAACGACCAAUUAUAUAUUGGCAUAUCUUAGCGGCGCGUUUGGCUUUUAUUGUCGUUUACCAAAACUUGGUCAGUUUUGUGAUGACAGUAGUGCAAUGGACGAUUCCGGAUAUUAGUCGAAAAUUAAAUGAUCGAAUCAAAAGAGAAGCUUACAGAACCAAUGAAAUUAUUAUUCACAAUGAAACUGAAAGAGCUAGACAACGAAAGCGGAUUCCAAGAAAUAGGGACUCUCUCCUUUCAACUACCACCCUUUAUUAUGAUGCUAUGAAUGGAGACGCAGGCACCGAAGAAGAGCCUAGACUUAAUAAAAAUACCAUGUUCUACGAUGUAUAGUAGUUACAGAUGAUAUUUAAUAGAUAUCAUAAGAGCAAAGAUAAUUUUUUAAGCCAAACAUGGUUGCUUGCCAAAAAAGAUGUAGCAAAACAUGCGUAAUUUGUGUAUUCUUGGAAAAACAUGUUAAAUUUUUUUAUUUAUAAUUAAAUAAAUCAAAAAGAUUAGGAAUGGCGUAUUAUAAUGAGGAUCAAGAUAAUGAUAUAAGUAUAUCAGUGUGUAGAAAUAAAUUUAUUAAAAUGAAUACGUUUUUCCACCUUUAUGUUUAUAACUAAUUUGAAUCCCUACAUCUUUUAGGACUGUUCCAACAACAAUCAGAAACUAGUCACUGUGCAGUAGAUAUUUUGACGGUUCCAAUCCUCUUUACUGCGCAGAAUCCUAGUGUCAAUGACUGGUUUCUAAUAUUUGUUGGAACAAACCUUUAGUUCAGGUAUAUCGAAAUAAUAAAGUAGUGUAAGUUGUGACGGUUGAAUAUCACUUACAAACUUUGAUGCCUAAACGCUUUACAUGUAUUGUGAUUUGUUUGUAAAAAUGUGUAUAAAUGUGGCCUUCAAACUUGCCUUGUAAUAUAGAAUAAAGGAUAACUAGUCAAAUAAGAAUCACAGUAGGUGUAUUAAUAAGAUUAUUUUGAAUAUUAUUUUAUAUUGUUUUGUAUUCGAAUUUUUUUACUAUAGGGUGCCAAUGCAAUGUAGAAACUUAUGUAACUCAAUUAUUUACUAUUAUUAUUUCUGUAAAAUAUGAAUAUUAUCACUAUUUUUAAUUGUUUAUUUUGUACUCAUAAUUCCUAUAUUAAUAAUCACACCAAUUUCACAUCCGUAUAUAAUACUAUAUAACAGUGGUUCCCAAACUGUGCGCUGGGGCUCCCUGGGGAGCCGUAUAGAGUAAAUAAGGGAGCCGUGAGGAAAUUAAACAAAAUAAACAAUUCAAAUCCCGUUGUUUUUUUUAAAGCUUGCUAGAAAGACCUGCUGUUUUUUUUUAAUUCGUAAAUCUGGAACCCUAGUGCAUCUAGACAAAAUACUAUAGCCGCGAACUGAAAAAGUUUGGGAACCCCUGCUAUAUAUUUGUAUAUACGUGUAUACAGGGUGAUUCAUAAGUACUUUGAUACACUUCAGGAAAUGAUUCUUUGAGUAAUUUUAAGGUAAAAAGUUCAUAUAAACAUGUGUCCGGAAAUGGAUGGUUUUCAAGAUACAGGGUGUUAAAGUUUUAAGAAAAACAUUCGGUUUUUUUAUCAUAUCUUUCAUACCACUGAAGAUAAUUUAAUGAAAUUUGGUACACGUUGUUUUACCAUAAAGUGACAUUUUUUGAUACUAUUAACUUUUUUUUAUUUUCAUCAGUAGCGUCCCUACGAAAAAAAUGGUACGCCACUGGUUUUUUAAAAAAUAAAAAUUAUUUUUAAAAUCUACAUUAAAUUUGGAACAAAUUUGAUCUCUUGACUAGUUUUUAAAUAAAAUAUGCAAUAUGCAAGAAAUAUCAACAUUUUAUUUCAAAAAUUUUAAAUAAAAUUAAAUAAACGAAAUUAAACUGUAUUCAAAUAAAUUGUUGAAAGUGUCCACCUUCAGCGAAGAUACAGUCAUUAAAUCUUCUAGUCAUUGAAUCUCGUACUCGCUUAAAAAUUAUUGGUGUGUUUCUUAUUCUUUCACAGGUGUCUAUUAUUCGGUUUCUUAGUUCUUCCCCGUUUGCCACUGGAGUUUUAUAAACUAAUGACUUCAUAUGUCCCCAAAAAUAAAAAUCUAACGGGUUUAGAUCUAGGGACCUUGGUGCCCACGCCUGGUUAGGUUCUUCUACACCCCUACCGAUCCAUCGAUUUGGAUAGACAGUGUUAAGGAAUUCCCUGGCUACAACGCUGAAAUGGGCCGGAGCCCCAUCAUGCAUAAACCACAUGCGGAUACGAUUUACUAAAGGUACAUUCUGAAGUAAUCCCGGCAAUUCGUUUUCUAGAAAGUGUCUGUAAGUUUCUCCAUACAGUCGGAACGGAAGAAAGAAAGGGCUGAAAAUGGUUUUUAUUUUUUUACGCGAAAACGGUGCGUCUUACGAACAAAAGUCAAGAGAUCAAAUUUGUAAAAAACCAGUGGCGUACCAUUUUUUUAUUUAAUAAUAUUGAGUUUAAAUACCGUAGGGACGCCACUGAUGAAAAUAAAAAAAAAGUUAAUAGCAUCAGAAAAUGUCAUUUUAUGGUAAAACAACGUGUACCAAAUUUCAUUAAAUUAUCUUCAGUGGCAUGAAAGAUAUGAUAAAAAAACGAUUUUUUUUCUUAAAACUUUAACAUCCUGUAUCUUGAAAACCAUCCAUUUCCGGACACAUGUUUAUAUGAACUUUUUACCUUAAAAUUACUCAAAGAAUCAUUUCUUGAAGUUUGUCAAAGUACUUAUGAAUCACUCUGUGUAGGAAUAUUUUCUUAAUACAUUCAAGAAUAAUAAAAACUUAUUGAGGAAUAUAAUCUGGACAUUUCAUGAUAUGUGGAAUGCUAAUUAAUAUAGCAUUAUUUUUGUUAAUUAUUCUUUUUAUUGUACAUUAUAUGUCACUCAGAAAUACUUUUGCUUUUGCUUUGUAUAUGCUGAACAUAAAUACAUCGUUCUUAAAUAAAAUUAUUUAUCUUAUAGAAAGAAUAUUAAAUUAUGUUUUUUGGCCUUUUUAGGAAAUUUAUUUUACCCCAAUUUUUUUUAAAUUUAAUAAAAUACCUUUAUUUUGUAAUCAAAUUAAUUAAAGUAUAAAUCGAAUAUUAAAAAGUAUGUUUAAUUUAGUAAAUUGUUUUAACUUCUUCAUCAGCAUCACGAAUGAUAAGUAAAAAUUGUAUAAAAAAAAAAACAUAAGUACAAUCAGAAAAACUGACCGUGGUUUUUAGUGGUAUGUAUAAAUAAAUUUACCAAAGGUACAACGUGAUAGAAAUUUGAAUACCCACAUGAGAAUAAUCUGACUUAAAUUCAAUAGAAUAAUUAUUUUGAAACAUUAUUUUUGUAAUAUUAUGUUUCGUUUAUAUAUACAGAGUGGUCCAUAAUUUUUUUAUUUAUAGAACAAUUUUGAUUUUUUUUAAAUAUGGUGGGUUUAAAUGGUGUAUUUUGGAGGCAACCGACGUCCAGUUUUUUUUUAAAACCAAGGGCUACUAGAGCACAUUCAAAGACUGAAAAAUCCUGAAUCCAUAUUGGCGAUUUUUUAAAAAAAAAAUCGCGUACGCCAAUGGAAUUGGCGUCUUCUAAAAUAAAUCUAAACAAAAAUUCAAAAUUAACGAUUCUAUGACUAAAUUACUGACAAGUUGUUUAUUAUCCAUUAAGAAGCUGUUUAUCUAGUAACACACAUACGAUAAAAAAAAUUAAUAAGUAGGCCUUGCUUUUCAAAAAAACUGGACGCCGCCUUGGGUGCAAAAUAAACAUUUUUCCUCUCCACAUUUAAAUAAAAAAUUCGUCAAAAGCGUUCUAUAAAUAAAAAAUGUAUGAGGGUGUCCGCUUUCAAAUGGGUCACUUUGUAUAUAUAGAAUAGAAAAGUAAUAUGUUACGUUGUAGAUAGAUGUAAUUGUUACUUGUUAUAUGAAUUUUACAAUUGUGUUGCAAUGAACUAAAUAUAUAUUUUUGUAAAUAUGUAAUAUUUUAUAUUACUUUCGAUAUUUAUGUAACAUUAUUCAUUCAAAAAUGUAUAAAUUGUAUGAUUUAUUUAUGAAUAAUUUAUUCGAUGCUGUUAAUUAUUAAAUUAAUAUUUCAUUAAAUGUAAAAAUGUAUUUCAUAUUGGUUUUUUUAGACGUUAAUUUGUAUACUAAACACUAAAUCAAAUCAGUACUAAACAAGUGCAAUAUCAAAAGUUAAAUGUAUUUUAAAAUUUAACACGUUAAAUGCCACUAGGUAUACUUCCAUUGCUCUUUAUGGCAAUAUGUCUGUGUUGAUAUUAAAUAAAUACUCAAUAAUGAAAAAAGUGAAAUUCCAUAAACUAGUUAAAAUAAAUAUAAUUCUUGUUUUCUUUCCUUUUUGCUACUUUUAGUAAAACGUGUAACCUAAUUUCUACCUUUUAAACUAGGUACUCAGGAUGUGGACACGUGUCUGCAUAUUGGCGGGGUUUAGAGCAACAUCAAAUUAUGGACCACCUUUAUUUUAUUUAAUAACAAGUAUUAAAAGUAAUUUUAAAAAACCGACUUCAAAAUUGUGCAGAUGCCAUGUGACAUCUUAACCAAAUUUAUAUGGGACCAACCCCUUACCAACAAAAAAAGAAUCAUAGAAAUCGGACAGGGUGGUAAAGAAUUAUCGCUAAACAUAUAUAAAAAAUCUGAUGUGUCCAACACAUGACUUUCCUAUCUAGUUAACCUAUUGCAGCAUCUCUAAAAAUGUUUAGAGGAUAAACUAAAUAUAUACAUUUUCCACAUACAUCUACCUCGAAACAUUUUUCUAUAGAUAUUCAUUGAAAACGAAAAUACUGAAAAAUUUUAAUUUAGCACUUUUCCUCCAAUUUUUCCAUUACGGUCCAUUUUAGAAAAGUCAUUUAAAAACCAAAAUUAUAGAUAUCGAUAUCGCAAACAAACUUUUAGAUUAACAAUUUUCUUAAAAAUCAGAAUUUUGCACAUUUUGUCAAAUUUCUCGAAUACGGACCAUUUCAGGAAAAUUUGACAUGGAACAAAAAUUAUAGAUAAUAAUAUUGUAAGUAACUUUUAUUUAAAGAAUUUUCUUCCCCAAACGUAAAUAACGAAUAUAUGUCAUAAAAUAUAAAAAUGACCACCAAUAAAGUACCCCCCAAAUGUUCCGACUCUGUCCAAAAUCUAAUCAGUUCACCUCAGGUCGAAAUAAAACUUAAGUUUAAAAUUUAAUGUUUUUUCCUUUAUCCGUUUUUGAGUUUUCUUCAAAAUUCGAAAUUUACACAUUUUCUCAAAUAUCUCGAAUACGGUCCAUUUUAGAGAAAUUAUUUAUAGAAUAAAAAUUAUAGAGAAUUAUAUUACAAACAACUUUUAUUUGAACAAUUUUUAUAAAAAAAUAUUUUUUUUUACAUUUUGUCAAAUUUCUCGAAUACGGACCAUUUUAGGAAAAUUUUGCAUAAAACAAAAAUUAUAAAUAAUUAUAUAAGAAGUAACUUUUAUUUGAAGAAUUUUCUUCUCCAAACGUAAAUAACAGAUAUAUUCCAUAAAAUAUAAAAAUGACCACCUAUAAAGUACCCCCCCAGAUGUUCCGACUCUGCCCAAAAUCUAAUCAGCUCAUUGGACGCUGAAACAAAGCUUAAGUUUAAAAUUUGGUGUUUUUCUGUGUAUCGGUUCAUGAGUUAUGCGACCUACAGACACACACACACACAGACAUCAUCGCGAAAAUAGUCAAAACGGAUUCAGGGGACCUCAAAACGUAAAAAUCCGUCGAAAACUCGAGGUCGAAAAGAAUCAUGAUUCCUAUACUUUCCUUAUAUCUGUAUACAGAUAGGAAAGUAAAAAUGAAGAGUUUGAGGAUUUUAUCAUUAACCCAAUUUUUAGAUUUUGAUCAAAUUUAUAUGGGACUACCCCUGAGGUAUCCUCUUACCAAAAAAAAAAGAAUUCUAGCAAUCGGACAAGGUUGUAAAGAAUUAUCGCUAAACAUACAUAAAAAAUGCAGAGUUUGAGAAUUUUCUCAUGGACCCAAUUAUUAACUUUUGACCAAAUUUAUAAUCAUUGAAAUCGGACACCGUGAUAAAUAAUAAUCGCUGAAUAUACACAAAAAAAUAUAUACAGGGUGUUUCCGAACUUGGCGUCCAAAUUUGUAAGGGUGGUUGUUCGCAUAAUUUGAGAGCUAUUGGCAGAUUUCAUUUUUCUAAAAAAAUUAUAAUAAACAAAAUAGAGCCAUUAUAAAAAAAAUCAAAGAGCAGGUCCUACCCUGAGCGCGUAGCGCAAUAGUCCUCAAAAACAGAUGCGAUUUGCAAUUUUGUCGAUUCUAAGCGUAGCGCGCGCGAGUCGGGGCGAUCCAUCGCUGUGUAGGACCGUACCUGUUUAUAAUUUUGAAAUAUUUUUAUUUUAAACAUUUUGGAAAAAUUAAAUCUGCGAAUCGGUCUCAAAUUAUGCGAACUACAGUUCAUCAAAUUUCUAGAGGUGUUCGACGCCCAAACAGAGAACGCGCUACGUGUGACUAAGAUAGCUAUUGUACAGUCUGCUAAACAAGUUAUUUUAAAUAGUUUUUAAUAUUUUUAGGUAAUUAAAUUUUAAAAGUGUGGAAUAGUUUAGGGAUUAAAUUGUUCUGAUUGGACUUUCUUAGAACGUUUUUAAAAGCAGCUAAAGAUAGUAUGUAGAAUUGAAAAUAAUUAUUAUGCCAUAAAAGGUGUUUUGGAAUUCCUUCAACCUUUUGAAAUUGAGUCAGAAAAUAUAAAUUUUAUAGGAUAGCGGAAAAUACCUAUAAUUUUUUUGUAGGCCUUUGUAAAUCGUGGAAAUAGUUUAUAUUUUAUUUCUACCUUAUUAAGGAAAAUGGUACCUAUUAUUAAUAACGGUUGUUUCUGAAACAUUACUAAAAUUUUCGAAAUUUUGUUUUUCUACAAAAUAAUAAACUAUACUAUUUAGAAAAAAAUUUAUUUCUGUUAUAAUUUUAUAAAAAAUAACAGGGGAAUAUUUACAUUUCUUGAUCUAUUAAACAAAACGAUAAAUUAUCUCGACGAAUGACACCAUGUUCUAGUACGGAAGCUAGCUUUACAUUUUUGUUGGUGGUUUCAUGGGUUUCAUAUCAAUUUUUUGUAAUUGUAGUUUACACGUACAUAUACCUCUUAACACUUGUUCGCUUUAUUAAAAAAGUGUGUUGUUGUGAUUUACGUCAAAAUAAGUCAAACACAACUUGAAACCCCAUAUAAAAUCAAAAAGGAGAAAUGGAAAAAAAUUGAGCCUGUAAAUGAACACAACUCAGAAACAAAAAUAGCUAUCUAAUAAUAAAAAAAUAAAAUUUGAUUCUUGUGCAGCUUCAUCUAUAUCAUUAACUGUUUUUGGUUUUUUAAUGGUUUUUCUUGGUGAUUAAAAUUCCGAUAUCUCAUGGUUAUCGAUUCUUUUUUUCUCUCCAGAAAUGCGGACGACAGUGUUUUUAGAUACUCCUGUGGCUGCAGCAACACGAUCAUUUACAUUUUUAAAUGGUAUUGAAGGUGAAUUAAAGUUUCCUUCUCUUCUCAUAAACUCUAUAACAUUGGCUAUUAUUUCGCGAGAUUGACUGUUACUCACGCGGCCUCUUAAUUUGCUAUUAAACUCCAUACUUAGGUUCUAUUAAACUGUGAUGAGCAAAAAACACAAACGAAAAUAAAAGAAAUGUUUUAGCGAAAUUUACAUCUGACAUUUACGUCUGAAUGAAAUAGUGAAAUACUUGAUGCCUGUCAGUAGUGCUUUCUCUGUCUAGCCGUCGAAAGCCUCUAGAAAUUUGAUGAACUGUACAACCCCUACAAAUUUGGACGCCAAGUUCGGAAACACCCUGUAUAUACCGACGAAUUGAGAACCUCCUCCUUUUUUGAAGUCGGUUAAAAAGGGGAAAAGAUAAAACCUAUGAUAAAUUGUUGCUCUAACCCUCAACGGUGAUUUGGUAGAUAAAUGAAAGAGCAAACAAAAAAAUAUUUGAACGAUAAUAAAAUAUCAAAACUCAAAUGUAAUAGUAGCAAAAUGAAAUAAAUGAAUUUAGCUCAAAGCCGAAUAUCACAUAAAAUACAACGACCGUUUCCCCUUCAGAAAAACAACUACUCCUUUGGCUAAUACCACAACAGGCAUUGAAUUACAUCCGAAGGAAAAACAGCAGAGAUAGAAAUUAAUUUUCAACACUCUACUUUGAUUUUGCUCACCAAGGAGAACAUCAUUCUUGGACCGGUUUCGUCCUUAUUAGGACUCCUCAGCAAGAAAUAGAUAGGUUCUCAAAUAUUUACAAUUUUAUUACACAAAUGUUUACAAGUAGGGUCUUACAAAAAAAUUAUAUAAUUCACCUUAGCUUGUUAUUUUCUUCGAAAAAUCUAUAAAGACGUUCCAGGAUUCAGAGCGAAAUCUUAAUAUUCCUUGGCAGUCCUUGGUACUCAUUGACAGUCCUUGAUACUCUUUCCUGGUUUAACAUUAUCGAGACUUGAAAAAAACAGCCAGGACAAGCCAAGAUCUGUGAAAAACGUGGUAAUAAACGGCAACGUCAGGAAAAGUCAGUCUUCGGAAAAACCUGGCAAUAACGUUAACGGCAAAAGCGAUCUCCAGGAAUAUCCAAUUUAGUCUACAAGGCACACAAUUGUAUUCAAAAAUUAAAUAAAUAUCUUGCAAUUCAGCAAUAUGCCGAAUAACUGUUACUCUCCAAUUGUAAUAAUGGCAAUUUAACUUUUAUAAUUAAAAGGACAGCAUGGCCAGCAGUCGGGCCGAAGUCAAUUAGCCAUCAAAUCCAGUUAAUAGGCGUCCAUUUUCCCUUUAAUGUCUAGAAAUAAGUAUAUUUGUAAUUAAUGGCCUAUUGAUGGGAAGUUAAUGGGAAAUUGCAGGCCUUUCACCAUAUUAAUAUUUUUUUUUGAUUUAUGGCCUAGGUGUAUGUACUUAAUAUAUGCCAGUCUCAGUUUGUGUUUAAAUUCUCAAUUAUGUGUAUUCUGUGUAGGCUUUGUCACUCUUUCCCAGCGCCACUUCAGGAAGAGCACUGUUAAUUAGAACUCGACAGUGAAUGGUCGAGUGAGGAAUCCCUAGAAUGAAUAUUUAGAUUUUUUUUUAAAUAAAAAUUCCUGCCACCAGUGGGAUUCAAUCCUGAGACUCUUCGAUCUCAAAUGCAUGGCCCUAACCACUGAGCUAUACCUUACUUUUUAGAUCUGAUACUCUGGUAUAGAGCCUUUCAAAAUAAGAAGUUUUUUAAGAAAUAUAACAGUUCAAAAUGUCUUGAUAUUGCUUUAUUUUCUGCUAUUCAAAUGAAAAAAAAAAUUAAAAUUGUUGAGACGAUUGUUCGUAUACCACAUCAGAUCAUGUAAAUGUUAAGACAUUUAAUUUAUAAUCCCAGAGGGCUCUGUCAUUCUGAGGACGAUGGAUGGGGGUUUUUCAAGUUUAAAUCAAAGGACACCGUUACACAUCUAAAAUUGUUUCAAUGCGCCACAAUGUAAUCAAGGUAACAAAUGUUUCGUUUAUUCCAAAAGUAAUAAUGUUUAAAAAAUAUUAUAAUAUUCUAAAUUCCAUAAUAAGUUAAGUAUUUACUAAUAUUCCAGACUCUGUAUAAAACGAGAUUAUUAUCUCUUUGAUAUCUCUUUAAACAAAAUAAAGCAGUUUUAUUACUAGAAGAAUAACUCUGUUUUGGCCUACCUCUUGUAGACUGCUUUCAUAAAUCAACGCAAUCAUCAAUCAACGCAAUAUAAAAACUUUAAAAUUCGAGUUAAUAAAUUAUUUCUCUUCUUUAAUUUUGUAAACGAGGGGGGU
Messenger RNA from Psylliodes chrysocephalus, 10324 nucleotides. NCBI's taxonomy places the organism in Eukaryota, Metazoa, Arthropoda, Insecta, Coleoptera, Chrysomelidae. The record is from the annotation of a GenBank genome assembly.